Molecule: messenger RNA, 1284 nt
Organism: Cicer arietinum (chickpea)
Lineage: Eukaryota; Viridiplantae; Streptophyta; Magnoliopsida; Fabales; Fabaceae
Biological process (GO): cold acclimation
Cellular component (GO): cytosol
Source: RefSeq, a predicted model, not a curated record
AUAUACACAUGAAAUUCAAAGCAUUAUUAUAACUCACUGCAUUCUUCUUUUCUUUUUACAUAAAAAAGUUGGAUCAAAAUCUACAAAAAUUGAAUGGCGUCGAGGAAAGAUUUCAAGGAAGACAGAGCCGAAGCAGCUGCAAAACUAGCUGCAAAAGACAUCGGCGACGUAAACAGAGCAAACGAACGAGAAGAAGGAUACAAUCUUAAUUCCGAAAUACAGUUCAAACAAGCACGUGCUGAAGCAGCUUCAAAACUCGCUGCUAAAGAUCUGGAAGACGUUAACAGAGCAAAAGAAAGAACAUUGAAUGCUUCUUCUGAAACAGGGUAUUAUCAAGAAGAGAAACCCGGCGUUAUUGGAUCAAUGCUGAAAGCGGUGAACAACACUUUCGGACACGCGAAAGAUGCUGUUGUUGGUAAGAGUAACGAAGCUGGUGAAAAAGUAAAGGAAACUUCUGAUUAUGCUUAUCAGAAAGCGAAGGAAACAAAAGACAGCACUGCGAACAAAACAGGGGAAUAUGCUGAUUGUGCUGCGGAGAAAGCGAAGGAGACGAAAGAUGCGACGGUGAAUAAAGCUGGAGAGUAUAAGGAUUAUGCUGCAGAGAAGGCGAAGGAAGCGAAAGACGUGACGGUGGAGAAAGCGAAAGAGGUGAAAGAUGCGACAGUGAAUAAGGCGGGAGAGUAUAAAGAUUAUACGGCUGAGAAGGCUAAAGAAGGGAAGGAUGGUACUGUGGGGAAACUUGGUGAGUUGAAGGAUUCGGCUGCUGAUGCUGCUAAGAGAGCUAUGGGUUUCUUUUCUGCGAAGAAAGAGGAAACUAAGGAAAUGGUGAGUGGAACAGAGGAAGAAUAUGCAAGGAGAAGAAUGGAUGAUUUAAGUGUGGAAGGAGGGAGGCGGGGUAGAGAGAAAUUGGUAGUGAAGGUGGAUGAGAGUCGUCCUGGAGUGGUGUCUGAUGGGCUCAGAGCAGCUGCCGGAGUAGAUCACAGUGGAGGACAUUUGGAGGAAGAAGGCACCAUACAUGUUGAGCGUCGUCGUGAGAAAAUGUGAUCAUCAUCAUCAUAUGCAAUCUUCUUGUUGCCAUGGAGUGGAAUUAGUAGUUUUUUUUCAUUUUCAAGUGCAAGGUUAUGAAUGGGUGGAGGCAUGAUAAACCCAGGCCUGGAAAUAGCACAUAAUAAUCGAGUUGGGCUCUUUUUUAUUUCCACGGGCUAUUUUUCAUUGUUUGGAACUUGGGCUUAUAAAUGCAUGUCACUGAUUCUUAAUAGAAUAAACCCAACGCUUAUGAAUGCA